GAUGCCACAGGACUCAAAGCGGUCACGCCCCUUUCAAGCCCCGGAGGGAGCAGACUUUCCUCACAACUUCCUCUCGUUUCAAUUAACAGAUUCCUCCUAAGAUGCCCAUUUAUUAGCUGAUGAAAGCACCCACAGGAAAGCGAGGACGCCGCCAUGUCCCUGGGUGUGCUGGAGAGAGCGUGUGCAAUGAUAUGCCAGGAAACACCAAGACAUGGGGACUGUUUUACACCGUCCAGUGAUUCUACUCUUUCUCUUUUUCUCAUCCGCAUCAAAAGUUUUCGGUUCCAACAUCUGCACAUCACAAGGAGUCACGACUUGUCAGCAGUGCUUGACUGUUCACCCCAGCUGUGCGUGGUGCUCUCAGGAGGAGUAUGGGAAAGGGGGAUCCGGCGUGUCCCGCUGCGACCUGAAGCAGAACCUGCUGGAUGGAGACUGCAGUAUAGCAGCUGUGGAGUUUCCCACCAGCAAACUGAGUACUCAGAAGGACACACCGCUAAGCGACAAGGCCUCGGGCACUGCUGAUGAUGUCACCCAGAUAAGGCCUCAGAAAAUCCAUAUGACACUAAGACCAGGAGAUUCCAAGCAGUUCACCGUGUCAGUGAAACAGGUGGCGGAUUACCCAGUGGACCUCUACUAUCUGAUGGAUCUUUCAUUUUCAAUGAAGGAUGACUUGGCUCGCCUUCGCACCUUGGGCAAUGAUCUUGCCGUGACCAUGGGCCGCAAAACAAGCAACCUCCGCAUGGGGUUUGGAGCCUUUGUGGACAAGACCAUCUCCCCUUACAUGUACAUGUAUCCCCCCGAGGCAGUGGCAAACCCUUGUUAUAGACUUAAUGAAAAAUGCAUGGCUCAAUUCGGGUUCAAGCAUGUGCUGUCACUGACUGAGACGGUGGCUCGCUUCACUGAGGAGGUGGAGAAACAGCAGGUGUCUAGGAAUAGAGAUGCUCCUGAGGGUGGAUUUGAUGCUGUCAUGCAGGCGGUGGUGUGCAAGGACAGGAUUGGCUGGCGUCCGGAUGCCUCGCACCUUUUGGUAUUCACCACUGAUGCCAAAACUCACAUCGCUCUGGAUGGACGUAUAGCUGGGAUUGUCCAGCCCAAUGAUGGAGAGUGUCACCUUGAUAAUGACAACGUUUACAACAAAUCUACUGUGCUGGACUAUCCCUCCUUGGCGCUCAUGACGGAGAAAAUGUCUGAAAACAACAUCAAUUUAAUUUUUGCCGUGACCGACUAUGUGGUGCCGCUUUACCAGGAGUACAGUAAGCUCAUUCCAGGCACAACUGUGGGAACGCUGACCGCUGACUCCGGGAAUGUUAUUGGCCUCAUUGAGAAGGCGUAUGAAGACAUCCGCUCUAAAGUGGAGCUGGAGAUACUGGGACUCCCAGAUGAGUUGCAUCUCUCCUUCAAUGCCUCUUGCCUGAAUGGAGAGGUCAUCCAUGGACUUAAGUCCUGCUCUGGCCUCAAGAUUGGAAACACAGUGUCCUUCAGUGUGGAGGCUAUGUUGCGUGGCUGCCCCAAAGAGAAGAGCCACACUUUUACCAUCAAACCUCGAGGCUUCAAGGAUGCCCUGGAGGUCACGGUGGACUUUGCCUGUGGCUGCGACUGCGAGGCAGAGGCCGAGGCCAACAGCCCCCUCUGUAGCAACGGCAACGGGACCUACGAGUGCGGCGUGUGUCAGUGUCACGAGGGUCGUCUGGGCCCGCAUUGCGAGUGCUCAGUGGGGGACUACAGUCCAUCUGAUGAUGUCAACUGCAUCUCGAAGACGGGGGGUCCAAUCUGCAGCGGGAGAGGCGACUGUUUGUGCGGACAGUGCUCCUGCCAUGCAAAUGAUUUCGGUCAGGUGUUUGGCAAAUACUGCGAAUGUGACGACUUCAACUGCCUGCGCUUCAAAGGGGCACUGUGCUCCGAUCAUGGGAAGUGCAACUGUGGCAUCUGUCAAUGCGAAGCUGGCUGGAAAGGAGACAACUGUAACUGCAGCACACGCGCAGACACCUGCAUGUCUGGCAUCGGCCUGCUGUGCACCGGCCGGGGUACCUGCGAGUGUGGGGUUUGUCAGUGCACCCAACUGGGCGCCGGCGGAGAUAUCUGUGAGAAAUGCCCCACCUGUCCCGGUUCCUGCGCAAUAAAAGAGAAGUGUGUUGAGUGUCAGCACUUCGAGAGAGGACAGUACGCCGAAGACAACAGCUGCAGUAGAAUCUGCAAAAAUGAAAUUAGACUAGUGGAUGAACUAGGUUCCCAUGCUAAAAUUUCCCAUGAUAGAAGUGCAGUGAAUUGCACCUACAAAGAUGAGAAUGACUGCGUGGUGCACUUCCAGUACUACGAAGAUGAAAAUGGCAAAUCCAUUCUAUAUGUGGUGAAAGAGCCAGAGUGUCCUCAGGGUCCAGACGUCUUGGUGGUGCUCUUGGCGACAGCCGGAGCCAUUCUGCUGCUUGGCAUUGUUGGACUGUUCAUCUGGAAGCUGCUGGUCACCAUCCACGACCGCAGAGAGUUCGCCAGGUUUGAGGAGGAGAGAUCCAAAGCCAAAUGGGAUACGGGUAACAAUCCUUUGUAUAAAGGAGCCACCUCCACCUUCACCAAUGUCGCGUACCGUGGAUCCUAAUGCUUGAAUGCAAUUAGGAAAAACUCAGGGGUCAACGACAGAGAUGGAAUGUAGUAGCAGAAAGAAGAUCGUACACUGUAGCUGAAAAGUAGUUAAUGCUGUCAACAACAUGGUGUAAUAAUUGUACAUAUUGUAAAAAUAAAACUGUUAAUGUAAGUCACAGACCUGCUGUUAGGCUUUCUGUUUUUAAACUAUGUCAUGUAGUUUUAGUCCUGUACAUGCCGUCAGAUAGGAGUUAAUGCACAUAAACCACUAUACUUCAAAGGGAACGACUGCUGAAAGUCACUUUGUGAUAUUUUAGGAGUCUCUUCUACCGCUUUAAGACUCACAUUUUAAAAUAGAAAUAGGAGUCACCAUGACCUAAUAGUCUUCACUGUCUUCCACCAUGUGUGAUGAUGUAUUAUGUACACCUAAGCUGUGUUUUUGAAAAUGUUGUAAUUUGCUCUUUCAGAGUGCAGCUGUUUUAAAGGGAUAGUUCAGGUGUUUUGAAGUGGAGUUGUAUGAGGUACUUAUCCAUAGUCAGUGUAUGACGGUCGACACGUCCCCAGUUUGGAGAAGCAGACAGGAGUUACUGCACGGGAGCAAA
Sebastes umbrosus (honeycomb rockfish) is the source of this 3179-nucleotide messenger RNA. It is a transcript of the gene itgb3a, whose product is annotated as integrin beta 3a. Gene Ontology annotation, biological process: cell-matrix adhesion; cell adhesion mediated by integrin; integrin-mediated signaling pathway. The coding region runs from base 212 to 2593 and encodes 793 amino acids. Gene Ontology annotation, cellular component: cell surface; focal adhesion; integrin complex. NCBI's taxonomy places the organism in Eukaryota, Metazoa, Chordata, Actinopteri, Perciformes, Sebastidae. The record is from RefSeq and is a predicted model, not a curated record. Gene Ontology annotation, molecular function: integrin binding; fibrinogen binding; fibronectin binding. The transcript has 16 exons.